UCUUUGGUUUGGUCUGUGUGCCCUCAAGCCUCUGUUAUAUUUGACUCCGAGAUUUAUAAGCAUUGUAAACCACGGCCCUCUAUAAUACUCUUACACACAUAGAAUCUCACUUUUUUGUUUUCUGGACUUCUUUGACGAAAAUAGGAACUCUUAGAAAUGGCGAUGAAAAGCUUCAGCGUUUUCUUCUUCGUUCUACUCCUCCUUGCUUCUCCUAUUCUCCAAGUUGCUAGGUGUCAAUCUGAAGCGGAGGCAGAUGUUGCAGAAGCUGUUGAAGAAGGUGAACUUGGGAUUGUUGGUGAGGAAGCUCAGGAUUUUGGUUCUGGGAAUUUUGACUCGGCUCCAGGAGUUGAAACUCUCUGUCUUUUCCCUAAAAACAGUGCCAAAUUUAUAUCAGCCGGAGAAGAGACUGAACUCCUUGUUGGGGUGGAAAAUGUUGGUGAGUCACCUAUGAAUGUCAUUGCAAUCACAGCCAGUGUUCAUCUUCCUUUUGAUCAUCGUAUGCUUGUUCAAAAUCUAUCAGCACAGGCCUUUAGCAAUGCAUCCGUACCCCCUUCAAAGCAAGCUACUUUCCCUUACAUAUUUGCGGUUAGCAAGUACUUGCAGCCUGGAACUUUUGAUCUUGUGGGCAACAUUUUCUAUGAGAUUGACCAGCACCCAUACCAAAGUACAUUCUAUAAUGGUACCAUUGAAGUUGUUGAAGCUGGUGCCUUCCUCAGUGUCGAGUCUGUUUUCCUUGUUACCCUCGGGAUUGCACUGCUGGUUCUCUUCGGUUUAUGGCUUCAAGGUCAAUUUCAGCGUAUCUCCAAGAAAACUAAGAGAGCUCCAAAGGUGGAAGUCGGAACCAGGACUACUGAUACCUCAUUGGACGAGUGGCUUCAGGGAACUGCUUACACUCAGUCAGCUUCCAAAUCGAAGAAAAAGAAGUAGAUGGGGCAGUGCUUGCAGGCUAAUUGUAAACUCAUUUCUUGGCAUUUUGGAAAGUUUUAAGUGAGGGCACAAAUGGUUUGAGAAUUAGGCCAGGGAAAAUGGCAUACCUUUGCUGUUGUAGUAUGUGAAAGAAUUUUUUUUUAAAAAAACCUUCAGAUUUAAUUUUCACGAGUAUUCCGAAAUUGAGCCUUUUUGAAGCAAAA
Molecule: messenger RNA, 1130 nt
Organism: Gossypium arboreum
Lineage: Eukaryota; Viridiplantae; Streptophyta; Magnoliopsida; Malvales; Malvaceae
Product: translocon-associated protein subunit alpha-like
Exons: 8
Coding region: 157-927 (256 amino acids)
Cellular component (GO): endoplasmic reticulum membrane; endoplasmic reticulum
Source: RefSeq, a predicted model, not a curated record